CGCUACCACCGGUGAACCCGUUUCAACCAUUUCCUAACCCAGGUGCAAUCCAUCCUAAUAGGAUUUCAAAUACCAGACUAGGAGGACCUUCCCAAGGGCAUAUAAUGGGAUAUGAAACAAGGAAAGAGAACCUUGCUCAUAU
Ambispora leptoticha is the source of this 142-nucleotide messenger RNA. The record is from the annotation of a GenBank genome assembly. NCBI's taxonomy places the organism in Eukaryota, Fungi, Glomeromycota, Glomeromycetes, Archaeosporales, Ambisporaceae.